AUGUGUCUCUCACAUUUAAGUAUCCGGGGACUGGAAGGUGUUCCGUCAUGGUUCCUGUAGUACUUGUGAUUUCCAUGACUGUAUAUGGAGGUAUAUCAUCCAUCGCCAGUGCGCAAAAACCUAGUAAACUGGUUCAGACUGGUCUUGUUCCCGUGGAUUGCAGUACCAUCCACAAAGCUUGGCCGAGGGGACCAAGUGGAGUUUACCGGAUCUACCCAGCAGGCGGUCAAGGUCACUCAGUAUACUGUGACAUGACCUUGGAUGGUGGAGGUUGGACGGUUUUCCAACGAAGAAUCAGUGGGUCGGAGAAUUUCAAUCGAAAAUGGGUGGAAUAUAAACGCGGAUUCGGAAAUGUGAAAGCGGAGCAUUGGUUAGGUAAUCAAGCUUUGCAUGAAAUCACGGUCCACGGUUUAUACGAAUUAAGAAUAAAUUUUGAGGACUUUGAAGGAAAUACGAGAUUUGCGAAGUACAACUACUUCCGGAUUGGUAACGAAGCUGGCGGAUAUCGAUUAUCGUUUUCUGGUUACAUAGGAAAUGCAGGAGAUUCGUUGGCCUACGCACAGGGUGUACGAUUUUCCACCUUCGACCGCGACCAAGACACACAUCGCAACAAUUGUGCCAAAAGUUAUAAAGGGGCAUGGUGGUUUACAGCUUGCUUCCAUAGCCAUUUGAAUGGUAUUUAUUAUCGAACUGGACGACAGUCAAGUGCACAAGGUAUCGUGUGGUCCAGCUGGAGAGGUUACCAUUACUCCCUCAAAUCUACGACCAUGAUGCUCAGGAGGCAUCACGUGACAAAAUUCAGAUGAAAUGUGUUAACAGUACAUCUAUUAAAUUUGUAUAGCCAUUAUA
Messenger RNA from Ostrea edulis (European flat oyster), 849 nucleotides. RefSeq names its product microfibril-associated glycoprotein 4-like. The coding region runs from base 48 to 806 and encodes 252 amino acids. Lineage: Eukaryota; Metazoa; Mollusca; Bivalvia; Ostreida; Ostreidae. The record is from RefSeq and is a predicted model, not a curated record. The transcript is spliced from 6 exons.